AUGAGGAUAAAUAAUUCCAGCCAUAACAUUACGAUCACCACAUGUGUGUUAUCGUGCUUGUUACUGGGCCUUUCUUUGGUGGCUACAGUUUAUUGUUUCGUGCCCAAUGAAAUAACAAAUGAAAAAAUUGACGAGCUACGAAACAAAAUGAGGAGACGAAAUAACUACCUUGAUGUGAAAACAAUGUAUGUACAACAAAAAGCAGAUAUGGACGCUACUGGAAAGAAGAAGAAGCUCUUUGACAGCAAAAACUGCAUAGAGUUUGCAGGAAAUUAUAUUUGGGAAUCUCAUGUGGCCAAGAGCCAAUUCGAUUCGCUACUUCAAACCAAGCAAACUCAACUUCAAAAUUUCUUGAGUCUCUAUUUGGAAACAGAAAAUAUCAUUGCUCUGGUACAAAACUCUGCAGACUACAUGAUUGAAGACGUUACCACCUUUGUAAGGAGUCACUCAAUCAAAGCAUAUACAGCAGAAGAGUACACAGAAGGAGAUAUGAAUGCAACUCUGGCUUCUGCUCUCAACUUUACUGUAACUGAAGGUACACUUCCAACGGUUCAAAACUCUCAACUUGUGAGAAGAAUAAGAAACAGAAUUGCCGUAGGAGAGUAUCAUGCAGUUUUAAUGCUAGCGAACGGAAAGCUUUAUACCACUGGUGUAAGCCAGCAAUUCAACCUCGGACGAUCAAAUAAUGAUGCAGAGCUUGACUAUACUAAACCUGUGGAAGGACUCGAAAACAGGACUAUAUUACAAUUCCAUUCCAAUGCAAAACACACUUUGGUGCUCACAGAUGAUGGUGUGUACUCAUUUGGAGAUAACGACAAGUGUCAGCUGGGAAACGGUAAAACCAGUGACUCCAAAAAGGCAAUUAAGGUCAUGGGCUUUGCAUGGAAUAAUAUUUCUCAAAUUGCAGCUGGACACACCGCCUCGUAUGCCAUCGACACAAACGGUAAGGUGUGGGCUUGGGGUGACAAUAGUUUUGGACAAUUGGGAGAUCGAACAGGAGGAACAAAAGCAAGACCAUUUCCCAUGUACUACAAUGGUACUUUUUAUGGACAAAAGGCUCUGCGAGUUUGUGGAGGCUAUGAUUACGGUGCUGUUCUUUCAACGGAUGGCAACUUGUUUACUUUUGGUAGCAAUUCACAAGGACAGCUUGGUAUUCCAACUACCACUACCAAAACCAUUGAACCUGUGCGAAUUCCACUUGUCGGCGCUUUGGCAGCCUCUCCAGUAAUUGACAUUGCAUGUGGAUAUCAACAUGUUGUGGCCCUCUUAUCGAAUGGUGAUGUUGUGACUUGGGGACUCAACACGAACUAUCAACUGGGAGACGGAACUACCACAUCCAAAUAUACUCCCCAAAGAUUAGUCUUCCCUUCGUAUUGUAAUGCUUCAACUAUUGCAGCUGGAUGGCAUACAAGUUUUGCCACUUGUGAAAACAAUGCUGUGUUUGUUUGGGGAUGGAACUCGAAUGGAGAAGCCGGAGUUGGUCACAGAAAUGCCAUUACCACACCAAUCAAACAUACCUACGUCUUUGAUGGAAAAGUGUUGGAAAUUGUCUCUAGUCGUUUUCAUUCCUUCAUGAUUUCCUCAGAUGGUAAAUAUCAUGGAUCAGGACUGAACGACGUUGCCAAUGUGUUCUUCCGAGGUAAUACUUUGACAAGUUCGUUCCAAGUCGUUGAUAACUAUCUCAAGCAUGCAAUUCCAUGGCAGCUUCGAAAGAUGCCAUACUUUGAAGCAGCUGAUCGUAUUUACACUCUUAUUGCAGAUGGAAUGGUACCAACACGACCUCAAAACGGCUUCAAUAUGUAUUACAGGAACAGGAAUGAAACCGAAAAAUCUUGGAGAUUGGUUGAAUACAACCCAGAAACAAAUGCUGGAUUUCCAGUCUCAAUUUAUAGUAGCCACUUCCUCAAGCUUGACGAAUAUGUUUACUUUUUUGGAGGUUUCAUUAAUGAUCAUGUUUCUGACAAAAUUUAUCGAGCAUCCUUUGCAGAUGUUGAAACAACUUGGGAGCAACUCAACUAUACCUUACCCUACAAAGUGGCAGGAGGUAUGACUUAUAUUGUGAACGAUUACUUUUAUAUUUUUGGUGGUAUUGUUUCCAUGUACAAUGAAAAUGACGGAAGUUAUAAUGAGAAAACAACAAACACCAUUUUACGAGCUCCUCUCUCUAACAUUUCUGACUGGACGAUUUACAAUAACCGAUUUCUUCCAGCCACACUUCAUAGUGGUCAUGUUGGAGUGGUGUGGCCCCAUUUAUACAUUUUUGGUGGAUGCCAAAACGUUUUCAAGUGUGAUAUGAACAUUUUCAGAGCUCUUCUUGUAGAUGUUGGAACAUGGGAAAUGACCUUUGGUUUGUUGCCACACUUUUAUGGUAACGCUGUACUUGUUGAAACAAACGAUUAUCUGUACUUGUUUGGAGGAUUUGCCGACCCAGAAAAACCCGGAGGUAGAUUCAUUUCCAGAGGCUCCAAGCAAGAUAUUGUUGGUUCCUGGAUGGCUAUUCCUGACUUGAUUCCUGACUUUAUGGCGUCGGCAGGAGCAUUGUCAGGAAAUCACAUUGUGCUGGUGGGUUAUGAUUUUAGGCAGAACCAUCAUUUUGAUGUGGAUAGUGAUCGUAUUGGUGAAACUAUUCAUAUUCAAGGUCAAUAA
Molecule: messenger RNA, 2646 nt
Organism: Naegleria lovaniensis
Lineage: Eukaryota; Heterolobosea; Eutetramitea; Acrasida; Naegleriidae
Exons: 3
Coding region: 1-2646 (881 amino acids)
Molecular function (GO): protein binding
Source: RefSeq, a predicted model, not a curated record